This is a messenger RNA of Linum tenue, 337 nucleotides long. The record is from the annotation of a GenBank genome assembly. Lineage: Eukaryota; Viridiplantae; Streptophyta; Magnoliopsida; Malpighiales; Linaceae.
CUUCCGUCCAUCCGUUGGUUGUUGGCGGCUGAUGUAUUCUUCCGCCAAUCCCCCUCGAAUACAUUUACUGCCGGCUGCGACGGAGUCCGAAUCGGAAGAGGCGACCGCCGGAGGGAGAAUCAGAAAACGGCCGACUUGGACGAAGGAGAAGGAAGUGGUAUCGGUGGCGGCAUUGUGGAGGAACAGAUAUUGGGUACUAAUUACUGAGGCAUGGGAAAAGUAUUCCAAAAGGAAUCAUCGUCCACCAUGGUUACUUCUUCCACCAUGGAUGACAGCAUUUUGGCCCAAGGUAAUGCACGGGCAGCAACUUGUUUUGACGCAGCUGCCGCCUGCCAGG